ACACACAGUCUGUCUCUAUAUCUGGGCAUAUGCAGGGACAGAACCCAAUAUAGAUUAUGCAUCCAGUCUGCAUGAUUUUCUUGGGGUAUGGGUUUUGUUUAGCUGCUUCAAUCAUCCUUGCUCCUAUAUAAUCCACUCUUCAAGAAUUUACAUUGGCCCUACUGACACGCACGCACACACACACAAUUAUAUAUAUAUAUAUAUAUAUAUCUCUCUCUAUAUAUAUAUUCACAGAGAGAAAGAGAGAGAGAGAGAGAGACCUAUUUGCAGUUUUGGGGUUACAUGGAUGAUUAUUGGUAAAGUUUCAAUCUUUUUCUCUGGGAAGUCUGGAUGAGAAAGCUAUGAAGAUUUUGCAUUUUUUCUAAGCCUGUGGGAGCAAAAUUUGGAUGGUCUAAGCUGCAAAAAGUGACUUUGGGUUUGAUUUUGCUCUGGAGGAAGAGAAAAGCUUCAUGGUCUAUGCAAGCAGUCAACCGUUUUCGCUUUUCUGUUGAACUUUUGUAUUGAAGUGAGAAACUCAAGGGCGGGUUUAUAUAAACUGAAGGGAUAUUCUGCAAGAAUGUCGAGUUAAGAAUUGAUACCAACAAGGGGCUUUUACGACAUCAAAGUGUUUUGUCCAAACUCUAUAUAUAUCGCCUCAAACUUCAUGGAGUACUUGUGACCGGAAUGGAUCCUCAGGCAUUCAUUAGGUUAUCAGUAGGGUCGUUGGGAUUGAGAACUCCCGGGACAGCCUUAAAUGGUACGAAAUCAGGGAGCCAUGCAUUCUCGUCUCCCUGUGUGUGUGAGAUCCGCCUUCGAGGUUUCCCCGUGCAGACAACAUCUGUUCCCUUUGUAUCCUCCCCGGAAACUACCCCCCCGGACGCUAACACUAUAGCAUCCAGCUUUUAUCUCGAGGAAUCUGAUCUCAAAGCAUUGCUCACGCCCGGCUGUUUUUACACGAAUCAUGCUUGUUUGGAGGUCGCUGUUUUUACGGGGCACAAAGGUACCCAUUGCGGGGUUGCUAUUAAGAGGCAGCAGGUAGGUACGUUUCGGUUGGAAGUAGGCCCCGAGUGGGGUAAAGGAAAGCCAGCCGUUCUUUUCAAUGGCUGGACUGGUAUCGGCAAGAACAAGCAGGAGAAUGGGAAACCGGGAGCCGAGCUUCAUUUAAGAGUGAAGCUCGAUCCCGAUCCAAGAUACGUCUUCCAGUUCGAGGAAAAGACUAAAUUAAGCCCCCAAAUAGUUCAGCUCCAAGGGAACAUCAAGCAGCCUAUUUUCAGUUGCAAGUUUAGUCAAGAUCGGGUACAACAGGUGGAUCCGCUAAGCAACUUUUCGUCUAGUUUUGUUGAUAGCUCUGAUAUUGAAAUAGAAAGGCGGGAGAGGAAGGGAUGGAAGGUGAAGAUACAUGACCUCUCUGGCUCGGCUGUGGCAGCUGCGUUCAUCACUACGCCAUUCGUGCCAUCGACCGGUUGUGAUUGGGUUGACAGGUCCAACCCGGGAGCUUGGUUGAUCGUACGCCCCGAUCCUUGCAUGCGCGAGAGCUGGCAACCGUGGGGGAAGCUCGAAGCAUGGCGUGAACGAGGCAUCAGAGACUCCAUCUGCUGCCGCUUCCACCUCUUGUCGGAUGGUCCAGAGGGGGGCGGGGAUCUCCUCAUGUCGGAGAUCCUCAUCAGCGCGGAGAAGGGCGGGGAGUUCUACAUCGACACUGACAAACAGGUCCGAGCUGCAGCGAGUCCCGUGCCCAGUCCAAGAAGCAGCGGUGACUUUUCUGCGCUGAGUCCUGUUGUGGGCGGCUUCGUCAUGAGCUGUAGAGUGCAAGGCGAAGGCAAGUACAGCAAGCUCCUCGUGCAACUUGCCAUGCGACACGUCACCUGCGUCGAGGAUGCAGCCAUUUUCAUGGCGCUCGCUGCAGCUGUGGAUCUCAGUAUCGAGGCGUGCAGGCCGUUCAGAAGGCUCAGGAGAGGUACUCGCCAUUCCUGGUGAUAUACAUUAGUGUAUAACUCUAUAAAUAUGCAUAUAUGAUGUUCAUGUGUUUCCAGAAACUAAGGAAACCUCCCAUGUACUCUCCUGUAACAAUGAUGUUUUGUACAGAACCAGCGUAAUGUUUUCUGAAAACAGUUUUCAAUUCUCCAUU
Messenger RNA from Ipomoea nil (Japanese morning glory), 2107 nucleotides. RefSeq lists its product as uncharacterized. The coding region runs from base 664 to 1956 and encodes 430 amino acids. The transcript has 3 exons. The record is from RefSeq and is a predicted model, not a curated record. Lineage: Eukaryota; Viridiplantae; Streptophyta; Magnoliopsida; Solanales; Convolvulaceae.